GGAAGUGUUGGUUCCGUGGAAGCUGUCACCGUGUACGGCGGCUGCACGUCGCGGGUGUGGAGCCGGGAGGAGGGUCACGUAGCACAAUGCCAGCUCUACCUUUGGACCAACUACAGAUCACCCACAAAGACCCGAAGACAGGAAAGCCGAGGACUUCACCAGCUCUGCACCCUGAGCAGAAGGCAGACCGGUAUUUUGUGUUAUACAAACCGCCCCCUAAAGACAACAUCCCCGCCCUAGUGGAGGAGUACCUGGAACGCGCCACCUUCGUAGCCAAUGACCUCGACUGGCUGCUGGCCUUGCCUCACGAUAAAUUCUGGUGCCAGGUCGUUUUUGAUGAGACCCUGCAGAAGUGCCUGGACUCCUACCUGCGCUAUGUGCCCCGAAAGUUUGAUGAGUGGGUGGCCCCGACCCCUGAGGUGGCCGACAUGCAGAAGCACCUACACCGGAGCGUUUUCCUCACCUUCCUCCGAAUGUCCACUCACAAGGAGUCCAAAGAUCACUUCAUUUCUCCAUCUGCAUUUGGAGAAAUCCUCUACAAUAACUUCCUCUUUGACAUCCCAAAGAUCCUGGACCUCUGUGUGCUCUUUGGAAAAGGCAACUCACCACUGCUCCAGAAAAUGAUAGGAAACAUAUUUAUCCAGCAGCCAAGUUAUUAUAAUGACCUGGAUGAAACCAUUCCCACCAUACUUCAGGUCUUCAGCAAUAUCCUCCAGCACUGUGGCUUGCAAGGGGAUGGGGCCAGCGCCACACCCCAGAAACUCGGGGAGAAGAGUCGGUUGACCCCCAGUGACAUGCCUCUCUUGGAAUUAAAGGACAUUGUUCUCUACCUAUGUGAUACCUGCACCACGCUCUGGGCCUUUCUGGAGAUCUUCCCUUUGGCCUGCCAAACCUUCCAGAAACAUGACUUUUGUUACAGACUAGCUUCCUUUUAUGAGAUGGCAGUUCCUGAAAUGGAGACUGCAAUUAAGAAGAGGAGGCUUGAAGACAGCAAGCUGCUAGGUGACAUGUGGCAGAGGCUCUCCCAUUCCAAGAAAAAGCUAAUGGAGGUGUUUCACAUCAUCCUGAACCAGAUCUGCCUCCUUCCCAUUCUAGAGAGCAGCAGUGACAACAUUCAAGGCUUCAUUGAAGAAUUCCUUCAGAUCUUCAGCUCCUUGCUGCAGGAAAAGAGAUUCCUCCGGGACUAUGACUCAUUCUUCCCUGUAGCCGAAGACAUCAGCCUGCUACAGCAGGCUUCAUCGGCCUUGGAUGAGACCCGGACUGCCUACAUCCUGCAGGCUGUGGAAGGUGCAUGGGAAGGGGUGGACAGACAGAAAACCAAGGACAUUAAAGACCCAUCAGGGGCCAAGGAUCCUAAUAAUGAAGUCACCGUGACAGCAAAGCCAGUCAGUGAAAUGCCGUCACAACUGGAGAACUCAGAGGAGGAUGAGGAGUGCAUGGGUGCAGCAGCUGCCCCGGGCCCAACCGUGUGUGGAGUGGAACUAGACUCACUUAUCUCCCAAGUGAAAGACCUGCUGCCAGACCUCGGGGAGGGCUUUAUCCUGGCCUGCCUGGAGCACUACAGUUAUGAUGCAGAGCAGGUGAUCAACAACAUCCUGGAGGAUCGGCUGGCCCCUGAACUCAGCCAGCUGGACCGCAGCCUAGAAAGACAAGUGAAGCCGGACCCUACACCCCUGCUGACAUCUCGGCACAACAUCUUCCAGAACGAUGAGUUUGAUGUGUUCAGCAGGGACUCAGUGGACCUGAGCAGAGUGCACAAGGGCAGGAGGAAGGAGGAGAACGUGAGGAGCCUGGUGAAUGACAAGCGGGCUGUGGAGGCACAGCGGCAUCGCUACCAGCAGUACAGUGUGGUAGUAGAGGAGGUCCCACUGCAGCCAGGGGAAUACCAGGUUGAUGACUAUGAGGAUGAGUAUGAUGACACGUAUGAUGGCAAUCAGGUGGGCGCCAAUGACGCUGACUCUGACGAUGAGCUCAUCAGCCGCCGGCCCUUCACCAUCCCUCAGGUGCUGAGAACCAAAGCGCCUGGAGAAGGACAGGAGGAGGAAGAUGAGGAAGUGGAGGAAGUUGAAGAGGAGGCCCCCAAGCUGGACCAUUUCAUCCAGGAUCCUGCAGUGCUGAGGGAAAAGGCUGAAGCCAGGCGCAUGACCUUCCUCGCCAGGAAGGGGUACCGGCCUGAGAAUGCCGCAGCAGUGACGGGCAGUCCCCGGGGCCAUGGGCAAAGCCGAGAAACCACCCAGGAGCGCAGGAAGAAAGAAGCUAAGAAGGCCACCAGAGCCAACCACAGCCGUAGAACCAUGGCUGACCGGAAGAGAAACAAAGGCAUGAUCCCGUCCUGAGGCCACCACCAUACCUCACCUGCCAGCCAGUGGUGAGCGCCUUCUUGUCGAACACAAAGUGCCUUAUCCCUUGGUGCUGGAACCCAGUGCCAUCAAGCAGGCUGUCUCCCAGCUCUGCUGGCGGAAAAGGUUGGGGAUGCAAAAGUAAGGUGUCCUUAUCUUGUACAUCAAGACACCAUCUCACAGGAGCCCUGAUGGCAGGAGACCUGUGUGUUCAGAAGGAGCAACAAGCCUGUGAAUAAAGUUUCUGACCUUCCACAGUGUCCGUGACAGGCUCCAGCCCUUUCACUCCGUCAUUCCUCAGUGACCCCGACAAGACAAGAAGGCACAGUGCUCCCGUUGGUUCUGUCUGUUGACUCUCCGUGCGUGCCCUCAGUGCUCUUCCUUGCUGUGUGGCCUUUGCUCUGGGCCGGUGGAAGGAAGUCACCAGUGGGAGACCUAAGGUUCCUUCUGCUGCUACCUCAUGCACCUCCUCUCCAGGAGGUGGCGCAGUUUCUAGUUCACAGUACAGCCUGGGGAAAUGAGACAUGGAGGGCUGAGUGUGCUCCUAGGCCGCAGGCAGGCAGUGGCAGAGCAGGUCUUAGAAACUCAGUCUGAUCCCUGGCUGUACAGGUUACAGAUCCAUGUAGAUGAUGUCAACAACGUCUAUGUCACAGCUAGAACAAGGACACUUAGCCAGUUACAGAGCCUUGUAGUUAUAAAUAUACUGUUAGCCCCAACCCUCCCAAAUCUAGAGAUGGAAGCUACUAAAAAGAAGUGAAGGUAUUCUGCCAAACCCUGUUGAACGGAGUGGGACUUGGCUGGUUUCCAGAUCCCUGUGCAGGCGUGGCCCACUCUGCAGUGGGCAUCAGCUAACAGGUCCCCUGGGUUUUAACUGAUGUGCAGGGGAGCUACAGCUCUUUGCUGGGCUGAUCCUGACCCAGCAGAGCCUGGAGUCGUAUCUGCAGACCUUUGGAUGCUAGGGACAUUGAUUUGAUUGCAGUUAGGACGAACGGGCAGACAGACACUUGAUGAAUUGUUUUGUUAGGCCAGCCUGCACAAGUGAAAAUCAAUGGCAGUCCCUGUGCCUUGUUGGCCUAGGGGAACAUUUGGGAUGCAGAGCGGGUAUGGGGUGGUGUCUUCCCCGAGGGAUGCUGAAUUAGCUGAGAUCUGGCAGAGUUAGCCAUUCUGACAGACAGCAGGAAAGCAGUUUCCUCCUGGAAGCACUUCCCAGUGGCCCAGCUCAGUGGCAGGGUCAUUUCUCCCUGACUGAGCUCAGCCCGAGCUGCUGUCAGCAAGGCGAAUGGGCUUUUGGAGCUUUGCCUGCUGCUCCUGCAGCCACCUAGAGCACUGCCCAGGUUUCCUGGGUGCAGUCUGCUGAAAGAAUAGACCAUCACCAUCUUUCUGUUUCCCAGCAUGUCAGGCCAGAUCAAACACAGUCCCCCAAGGAGCAACAUGUUGCUUGCACCUAUGCGUGACAGGACAGUCUUUCAUGGCACUUUGAAACCAGUCUGGAGCAUUCCUGUCACCCCUUCCCCUCGGCCUAAAUGAGAGCACUGGACCAGGUGAAUGGUACUAUUUGAUGUUGGUGAAGUCCCUAGAGAUGGAGACUGAGACUGUCGCUCAGUGGUAGAGCAUUUACCUAACAUGCACAAGGUUUGUCCCUAGGACUACAUACACAAAGGAAAUCCCCAAGGGGAGAUUCCAAGUUUAAGAUUGGCAGCCCAAGAAUGUUGGGUGGGUGUGGGUGGACCCUUUGGUCCCUGUACCCACCCCCAUCCCCACUGUUCUCCUAUUCGAGUAUCUUCUAAGUGCCUUUCCUGUGUCCUACAGCGAGUGUGACCAUCAUAGAUGUUUCUGGAGAAACUUAAAGCCUUGAAAGGACACAAGACUCAAGUGUCUUUAAUAGUUUGUGAAUGGCUGCAAGAGCUUCUGUGCCCUGGGAGGCAAGACCAGAGGUGGAUUAGAAGAGGCCUAAGAGCUGUGGGAAGGGGCUGAGCAAGGAAUCUGCACAUAGUAGUGACUUAGCCGUGGCUGCCUGUCCUUGCCAGCUUGCUUCAGCUGCAGCCUGGAGGAGAAGACAGUUGGCACAAGUCUGCAUGCCACUGCCCCUCCAGGAGCUCAGAGUCAAUAUGUGCAAAAAACAAAACCAGAAUCAACCAGGGCUAGACAUGGUGGCACACACUUAUUUCUUGGGAGGUAGAGGCAGAGUUCAAGGUUAGCCCAAGCUACAUGUGACCCUGUUCAUAAAUGGAUAAAAACUAAAGCUGCAGAACAAACUUAAGAGCAGACCACGUGAACAUAGUGUCGAGCAUUGUUUGUGAGAAUGUUAAAACUCCUUUUGUACACCGACCUAAUGUGGAUGGGAAUGCUGGGUGGUGCUGGUGACGGCCAUGAUUACUUCUAUUGGGAAUAAACACAUUUCCUGAGCCUCUCUCGGGCCAGAGUUUCUCCUC
This is a messenger RNA of Onychomys torridus (southern grasshopper mouse), 4771 nucleotides long. RefSeq names its product activating signal cointegrator 1 complex subunit 2 (gene Ascc2). Lineage: Eukaryota; Metazoa; Chordata; Mammalia; Rodentia; Cricetidae. The record is from RefSeq and is a predicted model, not a curated record. The transcript has 20 exons. The coding region runs from base 87 to 2336 and encodes 749 amino acids. Gene Ontology annotation, molecular function: ubiquitin binding. Gene Ontology annotation, biological process: regulation of DNA-templated transcription.